Tuber melanosporum (Perigord truffle) is the source of this 616-nucleotide messenger RNA. RefSeq lists its product as uncharacterized. The coding region runs from base 141 to 431 and encodes 96 amino acids. NCBI's taxonomy places the organism in Eukaryota, Fungi, Ascomycota, Pezizomycetes, Pezizales, Tuberaceae. The transcript is spliced from 2 exons. The record is from RefSeq and is a predicted model, not a curated record.
CUCAGCUUCCUUCGGCACACCAGACAGCUCCUCGAGACCUCUCAGCCUCAUCCCACAAUAAAUCACCUUUGGAGAGCUUCCGUACUCAUACCAUAUCUACGGCGGUGUUUGGACUCAUCCCUCGAAUCUCAUGAACCACCAUGAUGGGUACUGUCGCUAACUUUAUUACUACAAUACUUCUCACAUUAACCUGCUCGGCAAUUCUUUUUAUCACCUACCGCCAUGCCCUCCGGCCAUUACUGGUGAAGCGCAAUAUCAUCCCUCUAAGAAAUCUUCCUCGGACGUUUUCCGAUACAUUUUCGGCGCAGGGACGCGUCCGGCUUAGGGAUGAUGAUAACCGAGAGACCCGCAACAGAGAUCUAGAGGAAGGCUUCAGAGACGACAGCGAUGACGAUGAUGAUGAUGAUGAAGAAGCUUCCGGUUGGAGAUGAUAGGACAAGAGAACUGCAGCCGAGCGCUUCGGAUUAAAUGUUGAGAAAAGGAGAAACGGAUUAUUGAUCGCGGCCCCAGAGUGGCUGGCAGAAGGAUGGAUGCGAGUUAUUGGCGUGGAAAACCAGGGGUUCCUCAAUGUUGAAAAAUAAUAUUACUUUCUCAUUAUCCCCAAUCAACAAACAUC